GGCCAGAUUAGGUAGUGUAGUGUAUGUAGCGUGCGGAAUACUGCAGUUGAGACUCUGAGACAACCCUCUACACUAUAUAUGAAAAUCAGAUAAGCUUAACGCGAGGCACCUUUACACUAACCCAAACAAGGUACCUUAGGUACCUAACUGCCUCAUGUCACAUCACCGUUUGACAUUUCAACCGAACUUCCCGCUCCAGCCGCCUCCUUCGAACCAAGCCCAGAGUCGCUGGGGUCGUGUGUAACCAGUAGGUACAUACAUCUACGUAAGACGCGCGAUGGAGGACUUACCCGAAGAAAUCAACCUUGUCACGCUCAACUGCUGGGGCCUCAAAUACAUCUCCAAGCUGCGCCGGGAGCGCCUGUCCGAGAUUGGCCGCCAGCUUGCCAUUGCCGACCCGAAGCCGCACAUCGUCGCCCUCCAGGAGUGCUGGACCCAGGAGGACUACAAGAGCAUCCGCCGCCAGACGCGCUUCAUCCUGCCCUAUGCCAAGUUCUACCACAGCGCCGCCCUCGGCGGCGGCCUGGCCAUCUUGUCGCGCUGGCCCAUCGAGGAGAGCACCAUGUAUAGGUACCCGCUGAACGGCCGCCCGACUGCCUUCUGGCGCGGCGACUGGUAUGUCGGGAAAGGCGUGGCCUGCGCCACAAUCCGCUACGGCCCGGCCGCGAAGCAGGUCAUCGAGGUCUUCAACACGCACACCCACGCGCCCUACGAAGGCGGCAAGCCCAACGACUCAUACCUGUGCCACCGCACCGCCCAGUCCUGGGAGAUCGCCAAGUUGCUGCGAGGAGCUGCCGAGCGCGGUCAUCUGGUCAUCGCCAUGGGCGACUUCAACAUGAUCCCCAUGUCGCUCGAACACCAACUCGUCACGGCGCUUGCUCCCGUGCGCGACACCUGGCGCGUCAUCCAUCCCGACAGCUCCGUGGGGCCGGCCGACCACCCGGCCGAGAUGGCCCGUCGCCGCCCGGUUCCGACCGCCGAGUUCAACAUACAGGAGAACGGCGCUGCCUCGGACGGACCCUACAACACGUGGCGAUGGACCAAAGCCCAACAAAAGCUCCUGGGGCCGGGGAAGCCCCCUGUGCCAAUCGCCCCUGACACUCCUGACCGUCGCGGCAAGCGGCUAGACUACAUCUUUGCCGGUUCCGGCGAUAUCCACGCCCUCGGCGGCGGCUGGGUGGUCAAGCGCGUCCGCGUCGGCAUGAUGAUGCGGCACCCCGAGUUUGGCUGCUCCCUAAGCGACCAUUUCGCCAUCGAAUCCACCCUCGCUUUCCACCCGCUCCGAGAAACACAGCCGUCACCGCCGCCGCCGCCACUUGCUGCCAAAUCGGCCUCCGACGCCACCGCCUCCAACCGCGACUCCUCCCCCACGGCAGCCACAGCCACUGUCCUCCCGUCUGACGAACCUCGCCCACCAACCCCGGCCGAGCCCAAGACCGAAUCGGCCCUCCACAACGGCGCCUAUCUGCAACUCCAGUCUCCCACCCCAAGCUCCGACCACGACCCAGACAACCCCGCCACCGGCCCAAUCCCCGCCGCCUCCCAGAUCCGCUCCUUCUUGAACCCCUCCCCGGACGCGCUCCCCCCAACCGCCUACGACGAGAUCCUCUCCCUCAUCCGCUCCUACACGGCGCGCGAGCAGGCGCAAUUGAGGUGGCGCGCCGCCCACUUCUUCCUCGCCGUGCUCGUCACCGUCGCCUGCCUGGUCGGGGUCUGGUUCAGCCCGCACAACUACGUGUCCUUCGUCCUGGUGCUGGUCAGCUCGCUGGGGCUGACGGCCGGCACGGUGGACGGGCUGUUGGCGCUGCUGUUCUUCCGGAGCGAGCUCAAGGCGCUCAAGGAGUUUGAGUGGGAGGUGAGGAACGCCAAGGGGGCCUUGGUCCGGGGCGGAGCAGCGGGUUGGGACGGGAGGGCGGUGGGUGAGGAUGGAGAGGAGGAGUGGGGGGAGGAUUGAUUGACAUUCUUUCCAUGCUGGGUAUGGGAGAAGUCACUGGGUUUUUGGCUGUCGACACACGACCGAGAAGGGUGUUGAAACGCCCUGUAUACUGGGACUUGUGAGGAAUGGAUCGAGAGGCGCUUGUGCUUCCAAGUAGCAGACUUUGGCUCAGCGAAAACUGUACAGACGACUAUUAAUUCCUCGGCCGAUGCUGACACAACUAGCCACUGGCCUGACGAUGCAUUGACGAGUCCCUAGUUUGCCGAUCGGCUCGGCGUCUUACUCUUCCUCUUGGCCAAACAACACAUAUUCCACAGUUCUUUUCCACAGUUCUCCCUUUCGUUAGC
Molecule: messenger RNA, 2283 nt
Organism: Thermothielavioides terrestris NRRL 8126
Lineage: Eukaryota; Fungi; Ascomycota; Sordariomycetes; Sordariales; Chaetomiaceae
Exons: 4
Coding region: 278-1954 (558 amino acids)
Cellular component (GO): cytoplasm
Molecular function (GO): sphingomyelin phosphodiesterase activity
Source: RefSeq, a predicted model, not a curated record